AGCAGAGCACCGUCUCUCCAACUUAUAUUGUUUUCUUCUGCGACCCUCUUCACCAAACUGAACCCUCUUCUCUUCUGCCAGCUUCUUCACCAGCAAUGGCGUCUUCUUCGCUUCGUCUUCUCUUUCCAUUGCUCCUGUCUUGCAUUGUUCUCUUGAAUCACCAAGUCAAAUGCGAUGAAGCUGAUGAGGAGGAUAAUCUGCUUCAAGGCAUCAACAGUUAUAGGGCUACUGCCUUGAACUUAACAGCCCUUACAAAGAAUGACAAUGCAGAGUGCCUAGCAGAUGAGAUAGCUGACCAAUUCAAAAAGCAACCCUGUACAAACACCACUGGUUCUUUCACAGUACCAGGCACUGAAACCCAGUUUGCCAACUUUCCAGACCUUUUAGCCAAAUGUCAUUUGAAUGUCUCAAACACAAGGGAUGGAGUCAUAAUGCCUGCUUGCGUUCCGAAUCUGGAUCCUACUCUUGUCCUUAACAACUUCACAAAGUCUCAGUACUCAUCGAGUCUUAAUCAGACAAAUUUUACAGGAAUCGGAAUUGGUUCUGAAGAUAACUGGAUUGUUGUUAUUUUGACCACGAGCACACCUGAAGGAAGCUAUGUACCUGCACAAAGCAUUGACAGUGCCGGAGCCGAUACUGGUACCAGUUCAGUUUCCAAGUCCAAGAUCAGUUUGAUUCAAUACUUGCUGUGUUUGCUGAUGGGGUUUGUGUUCCAUUUGUAAACAAGAGGUUUGUCAUACUACUUUUCUGAUUUUCCGACUUAGAGAGAACAAUGAAUUUCCAAUUGGAGCUAUUUCCAUGGUGGAAUUCUAUUUCUUGGGUAACUUGAUGUCCUCUGUUGUAGCUGAUAGUAAACUGUUGAAGAGUUGUGUGAACCAUCAAUAUUGUCAACUGUUUUUCUUCCAAGAUUUUGUGAUAUGAUCGAGGGUGAAGAAAAAGAGGCUGGAUUUACGUUAUUGAAUAAUAUAUGCACUACUAAUUGUCUAAUUCUAUAUCUCAAAGUUGACAAAUGAGGCACAAGGGAGAUAUUUUGGCAUGAUCAGAAGAUUUAAGACACCCUCAUAUUCUUUUUAGCUGUCAUUGUACCAAUUCCCUUUGCUGUCACUAUAUGUUACACACAAAUCUGGUUCAAGCUAAAUAUAAUUAAUUGUAACAGUUUCUUCCUGCUUCCUUUCGACAAUCAAAGUUAACAGGAUGCUAACAAUUACAAACUACAAGGUACACAUGAAGAAAAACUUGUCUCUAAUCCAGAUCUUCCUU
This is a messenger RNA of Fragaria vesca subsp. vesca, 1260 nucleotides long. RefSeq lists its product as uncharacterized. The record is from RefSeq and is a predicted model, not a curated record. The transcript has 2 exons. The coding region runs from base 96 to 722 and encodes 208 amino acids. NCBI's taxonomy places the organism in Eukaryota, Viridiplantae, Streptophyta, Magnoliopsida, Rosales, Rosaceae.